UGUGUCCAACUUCUAAAUAAGUUCCCUUACAAUGAGGAAAUUUCCUUGUACAUUGUACGGGUCCUUGGCAAUCUGACUCGAAGUGCAGACGUACGAGCAUCCAUUGUUGCCACUAUCAGCCCAAAUCUUAACGACGCUUGCCUGAUUGACCGUUUUUGGAGUCUACUCAAGACAAGCGAUGAAAUUGUUUACAGCACUCUAGGAGUUAUUGUCAAUCUUAUGCUGGAGUCUACAUUCCUGGCAAAGUUUCGUGAACGGGACGGAUUACGGAAAAUGGUGGAUAUAAUGCGUACCCAUGCUGGGACUAAUUGGCGAACGACAGCUCUAGCGGGAAAAGUGAUGUGUAAUUUUAUUGACCAUGUCGACUGCGAUCCGAGCGCGGGGAAGAGGCGAGAUGAGCGUCUGGGCCCAGAAAUCUCGGCUGAACUGCAUCUUCUUCUCUACAAGCUGAUUGACAUUCCAUGA
Hydatigera taeniaeformis is the source of this 465-nucleotide messenger RNA. NCBI's taxonomy places the organism in Eukaryota, Metazoa, Platyhelminthes, Cestoda, Cyclophyllidea, Taeniidae. The record is from the annotation of a GenBank genome assembly.